Messenger RNA from Ipomoea triloba (trilobed morning glory), 2278 nucleotides. RefSeq names its product ubiquitin carboxyl-terminal hydrolase 24-like. NCBI's taxonomy places the organism in Eukaryota, Viridiplantae, Streptophyta, Magnoliopsida, Solanales, Convolvulaceae. Gene Ontology annotation, cellular component: cytosol; nucleus. The transcript is spliced from 7 exons. Bases 386 to 1981 code for a protein of 531 amino acids. Gene Ontology annotation, biological process: protein deubiquitination. Gene Ontology annotation, molecular function: cysteine-type endopeptidase activity; cysteine-type deubiquitinase activity. The record is from RefSeq and is a predicted model, not a curated record.
CAUCAUAGUAGCAGUAUAUCCUUUUACAUGACAAACCUAAACCCGAGCCGCUGAAAACUUUCUCGCCUCCCUCUCCAUAAACGCCACCGCAAGCCGCAGCACAGAACUGCGAAUUCAAUCGGGUUGGGUUUUGCAGCUGAUGCUUCGAUUGGCGAUCGGAUCGUCGGCCAACAAUCUCUGCCACGACCGAGCAGCAUUUCUCCAAUACUCUCUUCGUUUCUGUCUCUUCAGUUCAUGUCUUCUGUUGAUAGCACCGGCUAUGCAACAAGCCCUCCUUUUCAGAAAAUACCUUUAGUUUUCCGCCACUUUUAUAUGCACCUGUCUUCAUUACCUGAUCGUAUUUAUCAAAGUUGUUGUUUGUUCAGUUCAAGGCUAUAUACGCAACAUGAGUGAUUCUAAGAUGCUUUUAUUUGGUUCCUUUACUGAGGAUGAAACCAAAUCAUGGUUUACACAGUCAUCUGGAAAUACUGAAACGAAGACUUUUGACAAGAAAGUAUCACAGGAUGAUUCAUCAAAAUCAGCCCCUGAAUUAUCUUUUGGCAGUUUCAGCACUGCAUCAAUCAUGAAGCCUGAUUCCUCAAAAGGACAAGAAUCCCGUAACACUCACGAGGAGAGAGCCAGGGGUGUUAAGCCAGUGGCAGAUAUCUCUUCAGUGGUUCUUCAACAAAAUGGAGGGAUUCCCAAUGCAAUCACAAAUGGAAAUGAAGGAUCUCCAGUGGUCAAGAAUGUCAAUAUUACCAGUUUGUGCAUCUCUGAGAACCAAAAUAAAGCAAGCAGUCAGUUCCAUAAAGCAACCUGCAGUGAUCUGAGCUCAAAUGGAGAAAAUUCAAAUGGGAUGAUCAAUGAUUCAGCAAGGAUGCCACACUCUGAAGAUCUAAAGUCAUCUGAUGGGCCGCUGUAUAUUGGUGACUUGCUACCUCGAGGCUUGAUCAACUCAGGGAAUUUAUGUUUCCUUAAUGCUACAGUGCAAGCCCUUUUAUCCUGCACUCCAUUUGUAGAGAUUUUGCAAAGGCUGAGGGUUCGUAAUAUUUCCAAGGUUGAGUAUCCAACAAUAGCUGCAUUUUCUGGAUUUAUUGCUCAUUUUACCAUUCCAAGCUCGUCAAUUGCUACGAAGAAAGAUGUGAAUGAUAUUGAAAUUGGCAUGCCAUUUAGUCCUACUAUGUUUGAAAUGGUUCUGAAGAAUUUUACCCCUGAUGUGCCAGCUACUUUCUCAGGCAGGCCAAGACAAGAGGAUGCACAAGAAUUUCUAUGCUUUAUUAUGCAUCAAAUGCAUGACGAACUACUCAAGCUUGAGGGGCAAUCAAAUUUAGAUGGAGGAAAAUCAUCUCUUGUUUCUUUAGAAGAAGAUGAUGGGUGGGAGACAGUUGGCCCAAAGAACAAGUCUGCUGUAACAAGAAUGCAAAACUUUGUUCCUUCACAAUUAAGUACAAUUUUUGGAGGACAAUUACGAAGUGUUGUGAAGGUUAGAGGGAAUAAAGCCUCUGCCACGGUUCAGCCAUUCCUUUUACUCCACCUUGAUAUCUCACAUGAAGCUGUACAUACCAUUCAAGAUGCUCUUCAUCUGUUUUCAGCCCCUGAGACACUUGAGGAGUACCGAACAUCACCAAUGGGGAAGGCUGAAAUAGGGACUGCCAGAAAAUCUAUUAGCAUACAAACACUUCCUAGGAUCAUGAUUUUACACUUGAAGCGAUUUGGCUAUGGAAGUCAUGGAAGCACCAAAUUGCAUAAACCUGUGCAGUUUCCACUUGAACUGGUGAUAAGCCGUGAUUUACUUGUUGCUUCAACUAAUGAGAGUCGGAAAUACGAGCUGGUUUCCACAAUAACUCACCAUGGGAGGGAAGCAUCAAGGGGACACUAUACUGCUGACUGCCGCUACCCUGGUGGGAAAUGGCUACGGUUUGAUGAUGCGACUGUUACUGCUGUCAGCACCAUCAAGGUGCUGCAUGACCAGGCUUACAUUCUUUUCUACAGACAAGUAUAGAAGAUCAACGGCAAUUUACACAGUAACAAUACAAGGAAAAGAAUGCAGGCCGAUGCUGAAGAGUAGAUCUGGUCAACAAACCAGGUACUUGGCGAUUCCCAAAGUGCAGUGUCUACUCUAUCUCAAAGAUAUGAUCAGUUUAGUUAACACUUGUAUUUGUUUGCCUACAAUCAAAUGCUAUAUCCAUCCAGUGCCUGUUAGGAGACAAAUUUAACACAUACUAGCAAUUUUGUUACUAUUUAUGUAUUGAAUCUUUCUAUUCCUUAAAGAAAACCAUGUCCCCAUUGCAUUGAAAAA